Messenger RNA from Moesziomyces antarcticus, 2394 nucleotides. RefSeq names its product cytoplasm protein. The record is from RefSeq and is a predicted model, not a curated record. NCBI's taxonomy places the organism in Eukaryota, Fungi, Basidiomycota, Ustilaginomycetes, Ustilaginales, Ustilaginaceae. The transcript has a single exon. Gene Ontology annotation, cellular component: cytoplasm. The coding region runs from base 1 to 2394 and encodes 797 amino acids.
AUGAGCUCGGGAUACCAGGUCGCUGCGACCCAUGCUGAGGCAUCGCCAUCGGAACCAACAUCGGAAUCUGUCGCCAUUGCCCAAACCGCACAGAUUGAGGCCGAUGAAACGGAGCCGGUCAGCCUAGACGACCACCUCGCCAAGCAAACAGCAGCAUCGGAAACGUCACAUCAAGCGGAAGAGCCGACGACAUCACCUUCUUCCACGCUGCAAGCCACUACCUCCGAGUCGACAAAAGCAGAUGCUCAAACACCUGCCGUCGGAGACGGCGUGGGAAGUGCUGAGCAGCCGGCAGUCAGCGACGAGGUCCCAUUGAGCCCUGCUUCGCCUUCGCGGCUACCGCCAUCCAUGUCGAUCCCCGAGAUCAAAGCCGCUCUCGCUUCGGAGCGCGACCAAGCCAAAGCGGCUGCUGCUGCUGCAUCGGGCGGAACAUCGUCGACUGCAGAGUCGUCAGCAGCAACCGAUGACAAUGUCAUCCUCGGCAUCGCCGUCGUUGACUUCAACCACCUCGUCGGGCCGCAGAUCGAAUACACGUACCCCAAGCAGCUGCAAGAAGACGAGGACCUCGUCCGAUCGCUACCUUUCUUGGCUCUCCCCGAUGGCAGCCAUCUAUCUGACGAGGACUUCUGCUACUUCCACCUGCACUGCCCCAAGCUCUCCGACUCGACCAUCUUUGGCAUCUCCUGCAAUCGGCAGAUCGCCGCCAAUGCCCUGUUGCGCAAAGGAGCCGAAGUGACCCGAAGCACGGUUCAGAAGGCCAUCGUCGUGCUCGCCAAGGAACCCAUCUUUGGGCCGAUUCGCGAGAAGCUCGGGAUCGUCACCCGCGCCUUCUUCGCUCAAGGCGACCUGGCAGACGUCGACAUCCUCAUCGACUUCCACUCGACCUUGGAGAUCGGCCUGCAGAGCGGCGGGAUGUCGGAAGAUCGCGAGACGGUCAUGUACAUGGGCACGUCGCUCCGAGAGCUCGUGCACAAAUGGCGCUUCAAAACGCUCAUGCUCGUCAAGCUGCUCCUGCUCCAACGCCGCAUCAUGUUCUUUGGCUAUCCGGUAGAGCAGCUCUGCAACUACCAAUAUUCGCUCGUCUCUCUCAUACCCGGUCUGCUGCUCAGUUUGCAGGAUGCGGGCGAUCCCAAGUUGCAAACGCGCUCCAGCCGCGUCGAGGUGGCAGACAGCCUGCGCUCGUCGGACCGCAAGAGCCUGCUCAAGUUCCUCGGCAUGCCGCUCGACAUCUUUGGCGAGGAUGCCUUCUUCCAACCGUACUGUCCGCUGCAGCAGAUCGAUCUGCUCAAGUCUCGCACCUGGCUGGUCGGCACCAGCAACAGCAUCUUCAAGCAGCAGCGAGACUGCAAGAUCGACGUCAUUGUCGACCUCGAAAACGCCCACCUCGACUUCCAGGACCCCAAACUGCACCAGGCGGUCAAUCUGACGCCCGAAGACCGCAAGUGGAUGGACGAAGUCAUCUCGUCCGUCGUCGACACGUGGAAUCCCGCAGACCCCACACGGCCAACGUCGAUGGGCUUCCACGGCAGCGAUGACUACCUGCGCAUCCGCUUUGAGGAUUACAUUUGUGCGAUGCUCUCCUCGACCAAGUACGCCGACUUUCUCGCCAAGAGCGACGCGGAGCAGGUGGCCAUCCAGGCCCCGGACGCUUCGACGACUAGCAGCUUUGGCGCCGAAUUUCUCGCUGCUCUCCGGGGCACCGAGGCGUUUGCGCUGUGGAACUCGGUGACCGAUCCGAUGCUAUUUGACAUUGUCGACCACAAGCAUCCGUGCGAGGGCAAGACGUCGGCAAUCGAGGAUGUAGGUCUAAGGCUCUCGGCGGGACUUCACGACCUGCGGCUCGAGGAGAAUCUGGCGCCCACGCGAGAGGCCAUCGGCAGCGCACUGCAAGCUGGCAGCGCCAACAUCUACCGCCUGGCUACCAACUUCCGUCAAGACAUCGCCAAGUUCCGUGCGAACCACGCUGCUGCCAGUCAGAACAGCGCUGGCGAAGGCGCUGGCACUGGUCCGGGCGGGCUUGGCGCCAUCACGUCGGGCUUUGGGUUCUUUGGUUCGGGAGACAAAGCUGCGUCCAGUGGUCAGGUGGCUUCGACGAGCACGGGAGCUGCGCGAGCGUCAGGGUCCAUCACAGGCGAGGCGAUUGAUGCGGACGGUCAACACACCACUCGAUCCGGUAGAAUUGCGCCUGCUGAAGGACAGGGUGCCGGCCCUGGAUUCAACGCCAACGAGGCACUCAACGCAGCAGGACAGGCAGCAGCACAAGCGGGCACGCAGAUGCGCGCGGCGCUGGGCAACUUUGGCUCGUUCCUGUCGGCGCGUCAAAAGUCUUGGGCUGCAAGUCGUGCCAACAGCAGUACAAAUCCGUCGGCGAACAACUCUCAACCCCAGCCAUAG